GACCACAGUGAAAAUUCGGAACAUUUUAUUGUGUGUGGCUCCUCCUUGCUCAAAUAACUUAAUUAAGUUAGACGCAGUCAGUGUUCGAACGUGACAAAUAAAAUCAUCUUAUUACAGCCUUGUGUAAGGGCUUUUUGGUAAAAACCUCACCCGCAUUUCUACGUAAAAUGGCAACAGCAGCCAACACCGCGACAGCUGCCGGAGCACCAAAAGAUGGUGUGCCUCCAGCCCCAGCGAAGACGUUGUCCGGAAUUGUGAAACAAGUGCUCUCUGGCGACACAUUAGUAAUACGCGCCACUAAGGGUGCCCCACCUCCGGAGAAACAAAUUACCUUCUCACAUGUCCUUGCACCAAAACUAGCUCGUCGUCCUGGUGCUGGCGGUGACGAGACUAAAGACGAACCUUGGGCCUGGGAGUCAAGGGAAUUUCUUCGUAAGAAGUUGAUCGGCGUUGAAGUGACAUUUACUUUUGACAAGCCCGCCAAUUCAAACCGGGAGUACGGCUUCGUGUGGAUUGGUAAGGAUAAGGAAACUGGCGAAAAUGUGGUCGAGUCGAUUGUGCGCGAGGGUUUGGUAUCUGUCCGCCGCGAAGGACGCCCUACGCCUGAGCAACAAACUUUAAUUGAGCUGGAAGACCAAGCACGUGCCGCUGGCCGUGGUAAGUGGUCGCAUAAUGUUAACGCCGUAGAGAAGGUUCGUAACAUCAAGUGGGCUCACGAGAAUCCUGCCCAUAUUGUUGAUGUCUACGGAGGAAAACCGGUCAAGGCCAUCAUCGAGCACGUGCGAGAUGGUUCAACUGUGCGCGCAUUUCUACUUCCUGAUUUUCAUUAUAUAACUCUCAUGAUUUCUGGAAUUCGUUGCCCGGGCGUAAAGCUGGAUGCUGAUGGCAAGCCCGACCUUAGCGUCAAGGUGCCGUUCGCAGAUGAGGCGCGUUACUACGUAGAGACUCGCCUUUUGCAGCGUGAUGUUGAAAUCCGACUGGAAUCGGUUAACAACUCGAACUUCAUUGGAUCGAUUUUAUAUCCGAAGGGUAACAUUGCGGAGUCGCUGUUGCGCGAAGGAUUAGCAAAGUGCGUGGACUGGUCCAUGGCGGUAAUGAAAACAGGUGCGGAUAAACUACGUGCUGCGGAACGUGUUGCUAAGGAAAAACGCCUUCGUCAGUGGCAAGACUAUCAAGCAAAAACACCCGCUUUUAACUCGAAGGAAAAAGACUUCGGAGGCACCGUAAUUGAAGUCUUUAAUGGCGAUGCUGUCAAUGUGCGUCUUUCGAAUGGCCACGUGAAGAAGGUGUUCUUUUCGUCAAUAAGACCACCACGUGACCAACGUGCUGUAGUUGGAACGGAUGGUGAAGAAAUUGUGAAGGCCCCACCACGUGGAAAGAACUACCGGCCACUUUAUGAGAUUCCGCACAUGUUCGACGCACGCGAAUUCCUGCGCAAGAAACUGAUUAAUAAGAAAGUGCAGUGUAAUCUUGAUUACAUCUCGCCGCCUCGCGAAAAUUUCCCUGAGAAGUACUGUUACACAGUUUUAAUUGGCGGUCAAAAUGUGGCUGAAGCAAUGGUGGCAAAAGGCUUGGCUACAUGCGUACGUUAUCGCCAAGAUGAUGAUCAGAGAUCUUCCGCCUACGAUCAACUUAUUGCUGCUGAGCAGCAAGCUAUCAAAGGACUGAAGGGACUGCACGCCAAAAAGGAUAACGCUACAUUGCGUGUAAACGAUCUGACUGUUGACCAUUCCCGAAUCAAGGUUCAGUACUUGCCUUCGUGGCAGCGUGCGCUUCGAUCCGAAGCCAUUGUCGAGUUUGUUGCCAGCGGCUCCCGACUGCGUAUUUUUGUGCCAAAGGACAGCUGUCUGGUAACAUUCCUGUUAGCAGGAAUAUCUUGUCCGCGCUCUUCUCGCCCUGCCUUGAAUGGCGUACCUGCCCAAGAAGGAGAACCGUUUGGUGACGAAGCUCUUACCUUUACACGCGAGCGUGUUUUGCAGCGUGACGUUUCAGUACAUAUUGAUACCACUGACAAGGCAGGAUCCUCAGUUAUUGGCUGGCUGUGGACCGACACCGGGGCCAACCUUUCAGUUGCUCUUGUGGAAGAAGGUCUUGCCGAAGUUCACUUUAGUGCAGAAAAAUCGGAAUAUUAUCGCCUGUUGAAGAGUGCCGAAGAUCGUGCCAAGGCGGCUAAAAAGAACAUUUGGGCCAACUAUGUGGAGCAAGUCCCCGAAGAGAAGGUUGUGGUUGAAGAGGAAAAGGAUGAGAAAAUAUUGGUAGAGCGCAAAGUCAACUACGAAAAUGUUAUCGUUACUGAAAUUACCGAGACUCUUACGUUCUUCGCACAGUCAGUGGAGAACGGCCCCAAGCUCGAAACACUAAUGAGCAAACUACAUGCUGACUUCCACGGCAAUCCUCCCAUCGCUGGAUCGUACACGCCUAAACGUGGCGAUCUGGUGGCCGCUCAGUUCACCUUCGACAAUCAAUGGUAUCGCGCCAAGGUGGAACGAAUUCAGGGAAGCAACGCUACCGUUUUGUACAUCGAUUACGGUAAUAAGGAGACCCUGCCCACCAACCGUUUGGCAGCAUUGCCGCCAGCCUUCAGUAGCGAGAAGCCGUAUGCUACGGAAUACGCGUUGGCCUUAGUUGCACUGCCCGCUGACAACGAGGAUAAGGAGGAAGCUCUACGCGCUUUUUCUGAAGACGUUUUGAACCAUAAAGUGCAGCUUAAUGUGGAGUUAAAGGUGGCCGGAGCACCAAAUUUGGCCACACUACAUGAUCCAACGACUAAAACUGACUUCGGCAAGCAACUCGUUGCCGAAGGCCUUGUACUGGCGGAGAAACGACGUGAGCGGAAGCUUAAGGAUCUGGUGGAACAGUAUAGAGCCGCGCAAGAAGCCGCUUUAGCCUCCCACUUGGCCAUCUGGAAGUACGGAGACAUAACACAGGACGAUACUCCCGAGUUCCGCUAGGAGUCGGAUUAAAACGUGGAGUAGGCCUGUGGCGUGGAGCGCGUUGCCAGCCGAAAUGUUUGUCUGCCACAUACCCGCCCUUUAUAUACAUAACAAGCAACAACUUAAAGAAUAUGAAAUUACUAAUUCUAUCUAUACACACCAAUAUAUAUGAAACAUAUACUAAAUUGGAAAUACAUACAUACAUUGGAAGAACA
Molecule: messenger RNA, 3148 nt
Organism: Drosophila subobscura
Lineage: Eukaryota; Metazoa; Arthropoda; Insecta; Diptera; Drosophilidae
Gene: Tudor-SN
Product: staphylococcal nuclease domain-containing protein 1
Exons: 4
Coding region: 168-2951 (927 amino acids)
Biological process (GO): mRNA catabolic process; regulatory ncRNA-mediated gene silencing
Cellular component (GO): RISC complex; nucleus; cytosol
Molecular function (GO): RNA binding; nuclease activity
Source: RefSeq, a predicted model, not a curated record